Aspergillus heteromorphus CBS 117.55 is the source of this 3603-nucleotide messenger RNA. RefSeq names its product cytoskeletal protein-binding protein SLA1. Lineage: Eukaryota; Fungi; Ascomycota; Eurotiomycetes; Eurotiales; Aspergillaceae. Gene Ontology annotation, molecular function: ubiquitin binding; cytoskeletal protein binding; protein-macromolecule adaptor activity. The transcript has 3 exons. The record is from RefSeq and is a predicted model, not a curated record. Bases 1 to 3603 code for a protein of 1200 amino acids.
AUGGGCUUCCUCGGCGUCUACACGGCCGUCUACGACUAUGAGCCGCAGGGGGAGGGCGAAUUAGAGCUGCGCGAAGGCGACCUGCUCUGCAUCCUCGAGAAGAGCGACGACGAUUGGUGGAAGGCCAAGAAGAAGGCGGACCGUGAGGAUGACGAUGAACCCGAGGGGCUCGUCCCCUUUAACUAUGUUGAGGAGGCUCAACCAACGCACGCCGCCAAAGCACUCUACGACUACACACGCCAGACCGACGAAGAGGUAUCCUUUUCCGAAGAUGCCGACCUGAUCGUAUAUGACAUCUCCGACCCCGACUGGACCCUCGUCGGUGUCAGCUCGGAUUACGGCUUCGCCCCCGCAAACUACAUCGAAAUCCUCGAAGAAGCAGGCGAGGCUCCCGCACCGUCCAUGCCCUCUCCUCCACUCGCCGAACCCGAGCCCGAGCCAGAACCCGCCCCGCCUUCCCUCCCGCAGCGCCCGCCAGUGCCAGUCGAGGAAUACGACGAAGAGGAAGUCAACGGAGCCGCUGCGGCCUCUCCCGUGGGGGUCGUGCAAAAUCCGGCCGCUGCGGCCAUCGCGGACAUCCUCCACAAGCAGCAUGCGGCGCCGGACCCGCUGACCUCGAAGGCCCUCCCCCCGCCGCCUCCUCAACCGGAGCGUCCCGUGUACGAGCCGGAGGAGAGCUAUCGGAGAGAACCCUCGCCCCCGCCGCCCGCUCUCCCCCAACGGCCCCCAUCCGAGAUCCUGUCGCCAGUCCGUCUGGAUUCCCCCUCGGAGCCGUCGGAGCCCGUCCGACCUCCUCGUCCUCCGUAUGCAUCGCUUCGCGACAGCGACCGCUCGACCCAUGUGCAGGAAUCUCCCCCAUACAGUCGAGUCGGGGGGCAAACCCCGCGUUCCCCCUCCGGCUAUCAUAUCUAUACCAUCAAUGAGAUGGUGGAAGUGAUGGGCAAGAGGAAGAAAAUGCCUACAACCAUGGGUGUCAAUGUGGCGACGGGGACCUUGUUCAUCUCGCCGGAAGAUGACGGUGCGACGCAGGAGUGGACCGCGGACAAGCUCACGCAUUACUCCAUCGAGGGAAAGCACGUCUUUCUCGAUCUCGUCCGGCCCAGCAAGAGCGUCGACUUCCAUGCGGGCUCCAAAGACACGGCUCGGGAGAUUGUUGCUGCUCUCGGUGAGAUUGCCGGGGGAUAUCGCGCAGAGGGCCUGAGAGAGGUCAUUGCCGCCGGCACCAGCGGAGGUCAAAAGAAGGGACAGAUUCUGUAUGACUUCAUGGCGCAAGGCCAGGACGAGGUGACGGUGGCUGCCGGCGACGAAGUCAUUGUCCUGGAUGACAGCAAGUCUGAGGAGUGGUGGCAGGUGCGGCGCCUGAAGAACGGCAAGGAGGGUGUUGUCCCCAGCAGCUACAUCGAGAUUACUGGAACAGUCUCCAACCCGGCUAUCAGCGCCGAGCCGGGUCUGUCGACUGUGGAGAAGAAUCGCAUGGAAGAGGCGCGUCUGGCCAAGGAAGCUCUGCGGAAAUCACGGACCGACUCCAUGGAUGGCCGGGACUCGAAGCGCGAUAGCAAGAGCGCUCAUAAACCCAAACCCGAGGCGGGCAAGACUAGACAGUGGACCGACCGCACCAAGACCUUUACCGUGGAGGCGCAAUUCAUUGGGUUGCAAGAUGGCAAGAUCCACCUCCACAAGAUGAACGGCGUGAAGAUCGCGGUCCCCAUCACCAAGAUGUCCGUCGAGGACCUGGAGUACGUCGAGAAACAGACCGGCGUGUCCUUGGACGAGGACAAGCCACUGUCGGACAUCCGGCGCCGCUCUCAACGGAUCGAGCCCGAGAAGCCCGAAGGCAAGCGAGCCGGUGCCUCUUUCCAGCAAUCCGACUACGAUUGGUUCGACUUCUUCCUCAAGUCUGGAGUUGGGCCGCACCAAUGCGAGCGGUAUGCGCAGAAUUUCAUCAAGGAUUCCAUGGACGAGACCAUCCUCCCGGAUAUCACCCCCGAAGUUCUCCGCACGCUGGGCCUGAAGGAGGGCGAUAUCUUGCGCGUGAUGCGCUACUUGGACACCAUGUUUAAUCGUACGGGUGCCAAGUCGAAGCUGCGUAACGUGAGCUUUGGCGGAGAGGAAGUCAUUGGGAAUGGGGAAGAUGGCACUGGUCUUUUCUCCGGCCCUGGCGGUGCUCUGCGAAACAACACCCGCAAGGGCAGACCGGCCCCCAACUCUCCGGCCGGCGAUGUGGUCGAUCCCAAGGUCUUUGAGCAGAAGGACAGUUCACAGCCCGUGGAGCCCAGUGAGCCCUCGCCCACUACAGCUGCCCCGGCCGAGCCACCCGUUCAGAAGGGCUUCGAUGACGAUGCCUGGGAGGUGAAGCACCCCAAAUCAGCUGCCGGCGCGGCUCCUGUCGCUACGCCCACUACCCCAGCUACUCCAGCUACUCCAUCCAGCCCCCCUCCGGCUGCGUCUCCCCCGGCGACCAGCCAACCCCCUGCACAACAGCCGCUUACGGGUGCGCUGGCCGAUCUGUCUCUGCUUCAUCCUGCCCUUCAGCCUACUCCGGCGCCCGCUCCGGCCCCUCAAUCCCCCCCCGCGGCUCUGCCCCCUCUCCAGCCCCAGCUCACAAUCCAGCCCCAACCGACCAUCCAACCUCAGCAUACGGCGGUGCCCGUGUCUCAGAUGCAGCCACAACAGACGGGGGCGACGCCGAAUUUCUUCGCCCAGGUCGGACAGGCGGCCCAGGGAUUCAGCCCCCAGGCAACUGGCUUCCAGCAGGCUGCCCGACAGCGCCCGCAGGCUCCUCAGGCUAUGGGGCAGAACUCGCUGCUUCCUCCUCCGCCGCCCCAGCGACCCCUCUCGGCACCCCAGAAUUUCCCUCAGCAGCAGAGCUCCUUUGGCUUGCCUCCCCUGCAGCCUCAGCUGACGGGCAUCCCUCAUCCCGGGCCGCAAAUUGCUCCGCCAGGACAGAGUCUAUCCGAGUUAAACCAGCAGCGUUUCCAGCAAACGCUCCAGCCCCAAGCCACCGGGUAUAUGCCUCAGACCCAGUUCCACAACGGACUGGUACCCCAGCCGACUGGCUUCCAACCGCAAUCCCAGUUUGGCAUCCAGCAACAACAGCAGCAGCAGCAAACUGGAUACCCGGGACUGGCACCGCAGCCUACGGGCUUCGGGGGCUUCCAGCCACAGCACCAACAGCCCAUGCAGACCGGCAUCAACUCAGUCCUUCCUCCGGCCCUGCAGCCGCAGCCCACCGGUAUGAACGGCUACAAUGUGCCACCGCCGCCCCCCAUUCCCCAACAGCCCACGGCUGCGCCGUUGCAGCCCCAGCCGACAGGACCGGCUCCCUCCGUCCGAUUUGGUGUUAAGCACGAUGCCCCUAAAAAGCUUGCGCCCCAGCCAACCGGACUCCGGGCCAAUCUCGCGGCAGCCAGUAAGUUCCCCCAGUUUGCCACUCCUCGACCGAGCAUUCUUGCUGACCCUUGCCCCAGCGCCCACCAACCCGUUUGGAUUCUAAUCUGGACAUGUAUAUAUCACUCUGUGACCCUGCGGUACAUGGUUUUCGUUUACUACACAGUAUCGCUUGCUUUUUCUUGCUGGCGGGAAUGGCAUGCACAUCAUACAUAG